Molecule: messenger RNA, 4000 nt
Organism: Cyprinus carpio (common carp)
Lineage: Eukaryota; Metazoa; Chordata; Actinopteri; Cypriniformes; Cyprinidae
Product: A disintegrin and metalloproteinase with thrombospondin motifs 2-like
Exons: 20
Coding region: 30-3650 (1206 amino acids)
Biological process (GO): proteolysis; extracellular matrix organization
Cellular component (GO): extracellular matrix
Molecular function (GO): metalloendopeptidase activity
Source: RefSeq, a predicted model, not a curated record
AAAUCAUGUGACUGAGCAGGAGGAAGAGGAUGGUGGCCGUUCUCCACAUUGUGUACCGUUCUGCUGCCGUGAUAAGAAGCCUCCUGUUAGCCCACAAGCGUGCAGAUUUUCACUCCAAAGGUGCUGAUUUGGGCAGACUGUUGGACCUUGAGACUCUGUAUCAGGGUGUUGAACGCAGUAUUAACCAGAGCCGACGAGCCCGCAGACAGCUGCCCGAACGAGCCUACUACAUUGAGGUUUUGCUGGGGGUGGAUGACUCCGUGGUGCAGUUUCACGGGCAGCAGAAUGUGGAGAAGUACCUCCUCACUCUUAUGAACAUCGUGAACGAGAUUUAUCAUGACCAUUCUCUCGGGGCACUAAUAAAUGUGGUGCUAGUUCGGAUCGUUUUGGUCGAUGCCAAAAAAUCUAUGAGCCUCAUUGAGCUGGGCAAUCCUUCUCAGAGUCUGGAGAAUGUGUGUCGCUGGGCUUUCGAACAGCAGAGGAAGGACACUAACGAUAAAGAUUACCAUGAUCACGCCAUCUUUCUCACUCGUCAAGAGUUUGGACCCACAGGGAUGCAGGGUUACGCUCCUGUCACAGGCAUGUGUCAUCCCGUACGGAGCUGCACUCUCAACCAUGAGGACGGUUUCUCGUCUGCUUUUGUCGUGGCACAUGAAACCGGACACGUGUUGGGGAUGGAGCAUGAUGGGCAGGGGAAUCGUUGUGGAGAUGAGGUACAGAUGGGGAGCAUCAUGGCCCCACUGGUGCAGGCUGCUUUCCACCGCUUCCACUGGUCCCGCUGCAGUCAACAGGAACUGGGCCGCUACCUGCAUUCGUAUGAUUGUCUCCGUGAUGACCCGAUCGAGCCCAAAUGGGAGGAGCUUCCGCACCUGCCCGGGAUGGAUUACUCCAUGCACGAACAGUGUCGCUUUGACUUUGGGGCCGGAUACAUGAUGUGCACAGCGUAUCGCCCCUUUGACCCUUGUAAGCAGCUUUGGUGUGCUCACCCAGACAACCCCUUCUUCUGCAAGACCAAAAAAGGUCCACCUAUUGAUGGAACAAAAUGCGAUGAUGGGAAGCACUGUUUUCAAGGCAACUGUAUGCAUCUAACUCCAGACAUCAUAAAACUGGACGGAAAUUGGGGGACGUGGAGUGAGUUUGGCGCCUGCUCUCGCCCCUGUGGAAGGGGACUACAGUUUCGCACCCGAGAUUGUGACAAUCCGCUUCCAGCUAACGGUGGACGUACUUGCUCCGGCCCAAGCUAUCAGUUCCAGAUGUGUAAUACACAUGAGUGUGAGGACCUGUACCAUGACUACAGAGCCGAGCAAUGUAGCAUGAUGGACAACAAGUUUGAGUACCAGAAUACCUGGCACCACUGGCUGCCUUAUGAACACUCGACCGUAACUAAGCAACGCUGCAAAUUGUACUGUCAAUCCAAAGAGACGCGAGCUGUAGUCAACAUGCAGACUCAGGUGGAACCUGGAACACGCUGCUCCUACAAAGAUCCCUACAGUGUGUGCGUGUACGGAGACUGUGAGAAAGUGGGCUGUGAUAAUGUGGUUGGAUCAGGUCUACAGGAAGAUAAGUGCGGUGUCUGCGGGGGAGACGGAACCAAGUGCAAGACUCACAAGUUUAACUUCACCUUUGUAGAGAAGAAAGGUGUCAUUAAAGUGCUUGAAGUUCCCAGAGGGGCAAGACAUCUCUUAAUUCAGGAACUUAAUGGAACUACUCACAUUUUAGCUGUCAGGAAUAAAGCGUCAGGUGAUUUCUUUCUCAACGCACGUGGAGACUACCCAGAGACACGCUCAGUUAUUGAGAAAGGUCUGGAAUGGGAGUAUGAAAAUAAAAACAACAAGGACACCAUUCAAACCAGCGGACCCUUGAAAAACGAUGUGGUUGUCAUGUUCCGAAUGCAUGGAUCGGCCAAGGUGAAGGUGUCGAUCAAAUACAUCACUGACAGUGACAGACUGAGCGACGGUGCCAAUGAGAAUAACAUGGUCCCUGAUAAUGCGGUGCCAUACUCCUGGGUGGUGAAGAGAUGGACACCUUGUUCCAAGACCUGUGGAGGAGGUAUUCAGAUGACGCGUUAUGGCUGCCGUAAAAACGCAGAGAUGAGGAUGGUCCAUCGCAGAUUUUGUGAGAAACUCAAGCAGCCUCCGCCCCUGUUUAGAGACUGUUACCAGAGAGAGUGUGCUCAGCCCAUCUGGGUGGCUGGAGAGUGGGGUGAAUGCAGUAAGUCUUGUGGGAAGACUGGCACUCAGACACGCUCUGUACGCUGCAUCCAGCCUCUUGUCGACGGCAAGAUCAAAUCUAUCCGCAGCCGUUAUUGCAGUGAUGAGCGCCCAGAGUCGCGCAGAGAGUGCAAUCGCAACCUGUGCCCUGCUGAGUGGAGGCUGGGCCCCUGGUCACAGUGCUCAGUGACAUGUGGUAAUGGUACGCAGGAGAGGCAGGUGCUUUGUCACACCCGUGACAACACCAUUGGACUGUGUCUGGACUCCAAACCAGCUGCAUUAAGACCCUGCAGAAUGGAUCCCUGCCCAAGGAGCACUUCCGACUUCAACAAGCACGGCAACUUCCUGAUACAGUGGUUGUCGCGUCACGACCCCAAAUACCCUGUGCAGAGGAUGUCAAAACGUUGUCACGGUGACCGUUCUGCAUUCUGUCGCAUGGAGGUGCUGCAGCAGUAUUGCUCCAUGCCGGGCUUCCAGCGCAUGUGCUGCAAGUCCUGCAAGGUUGGCAAUUCCACAAAGACCACUGUGACCUCAAGUAAGCCACCAUCUAAAUCAAAAGUCACCAAUACCCAAACUCCUACACGCACCACGUGGACCUCCACGGCAGCCUUUUUGUCGUCUACAGAAGGGAAAAGUGUCACAUCUGUGAGCACACCUUGGUUAUAUACAGCCUUGGCAACGUCAGCUCAUACUCACGGAUAUACAACAGCGCCCUUUUAUCUAUAUACUACAACUCCUAUCUAUAAGCACGCUACUUCACAACAGAGCACAUCCUUUGCCAUUACUACACCAUCUAGGAUCAUAUCUGCACCUGGAAAUGACAUGACCGAAUUACCUGUUAGCACUGUUUCUGCAGCAACAAGGAUUUCAUCUGCACCAAACAGCACCAAAUUACCUGUCAGCACUGUUUUCCCCAUCAUUUACAGUGAUCUGAAUGAAGAUACUCUCUAUCCCAGCACCACCGUCCAGUUUAUAGAGUUUGAUGAGAGUAGUGGUGCACCAGAUGUGGACAGCAGUGCGGUAUUGCAGUCAACAACAGUGAAUGGUGUGAAUGAAAGCGUAUUAACAACCUCAGUCAAUGUGGACACCAGCAUCCCAGUGACAUCUACAGCAGAGGUGUUAACAACCACUAAAGAACGUGCACCUCUGGUACCAACCUCUAUAACUACAACUUCCAGUACACCACUGUCCAGUACAACAGCAUCCGACACAGAGAAGACGAGCGGACGACCGAAUAAAGUGGAAGAAGCGAGUGAGAGCAAUGCUAUUGAUAUACUGUAUCAAAUAAUCCCAUUGGACAACGAGUUUCCUGUGAAUAACAUCAUCCCCAGGAGAGGUCGAGUGUUUCUGCGUGAGAAAACACGGAAUAAGCGCAUCCAAGAACUGCUUGAGGAGAAGCGAAACUUUUUAAGGAGGAUGAAAAGAGCACAGGGGAUUUGAACCCUGUCCAGUUUCUCUUAUAGAGAUACAGCUGCCAAAUUCAACUUUUGAAUCCAGAUUUCAUCUUGGUACUUGGGUCAAGAACUGGAAAAUGGCCAAAAUAUUGCAGUGAACUGAUGCUUUUCCCUCUUUUAAUGACAUGGCAAACUGAUCUUUGUGGGAAAAAAACCACUAGCAAGUGUUUGCACAGUUACUAUGAACCUCAACAAUGUCCCUUAGGAGCUUUCACUGAAGGAUCUUCUAAUUCAAAGUGAUUUAUCAUUUUAAAGGCUUAGUUCAGCUGAAAAUUUUAAUUCUGUCAUCAUUUAUUCAACCUCAUGUCUUUCCAAACCUGUAUGGCUUUCUUCCUG